AUGAAGAUAAAAACUGAUAUACAAUUCUUAUGCUUGGUAGCCCUAGCUUGUGCUGAUAAAUUGGGCUACAACUAUCAACCUGUCGAACACUCAGAUGAUGGUCUCUCAUUCUAUCCUGGACUUUCGCAAGACGCUACCGAUUUACUUACACAGUCUCUAGAGUCUCCACAACAACAGCCUCAACUCGAAACUCCUGCUCCACAACCCGCUCAACUUGUAUCAGAAUUCAAAAAAGAAUUCUAUUCUUUUGCUGCCCCCGAAGAUGCUUUUGAUGAUAAUGAUGCCGGCGAGAAAAUUGCUGCUGCUUUGAAAAAGAACUUGCGUGUGGUUUUCAUUAAGUCACCUGAAAACAAAGGCUUUGAAGAUGCUGUUCUCAACUUGGCCAAACAGGCUUCACAGGAACGUACCGCUAUUUAUGUGCUCUCUAAGCAGUCUGAUAUUGGUGAUUUGGCCAAUAGAUUGCAAAAUCUCAAAUCACAGUCGCAAAACAAACCUGAAGUACAUUUCGUGAAGUAUCGUACACCAGAAGAUGCUGCCAAUGCUCAAAAAGCCAUUCAGGAACAAUACAACACUUUGCCCGGAGCCUCACAAAAUGUUAAUGGUGGUGAUGCCUCUGUUUUGAAUUUUGCCUCCAGAGCACCAGUGUCUGCUGGUCAUAUACCAGCCGGACCUGGACAUCAGUAUUUGCCCACUAAUCCCAUACCCACUGCUGAUUAUUUGCCACCUUCAUUGCGUCGUUUCCGUUUCCGCUUGUAA
This is a messenger RNA of Calliphora vicina (urban bluebottle blowfly), 756 nucleotides long. RefSeq lists its product as uncharacterized. The transcript is spliced from 2 exons. Lineage: Eukaryota; Metazoa; Arthropoda; Insecta; Diptera; Calliphoridae. The record is from RefSeq and is a predicted model, not a curated record. The coding region runs from base 1 to 756 and encodes 251 amino acids.